UAGUUACAGUGUUUAUACCGAGUGUCAAGUGAUUAAGGAAAGGGAAGUGAUAGGGGAACAUUUUAUAUUUGAUAAAUACUAGCAAAAUCUAGCUGAUGGGGGAAUGGCUCAUACUGGACGUGUUGUAGGAUACGUUCCUCAGCCCAGUUAUGAUGGACAGAUUGAACCAACAAAAUUACUACGAUUGCGUGUUAUAGGCGGUAGUGGUUUAGCAAAAAAAGAUAUUUUUGGAGCAAGUGAUCCCUAUGUCAAAAUUGAGUUAGUGAAUGUGACAACAAAUGGAAGUGAUGAUGAUGUUGUUGACUGCGUUCUCACCAAAACCAAGAAAAAGACCUUAAAUCCACGAUGGGAUGAAGAAUUUGUAUUUAGAGUGAAGCCAGCAGAACACAAGCUCUUGUUAGAAGUAUUUGAUGAAAAUCGUUUAACCCGGGAUGAUUUCUUGGGUUUGGUUGAACUGCCAUUAAUAAACCUACCACGUGAGGCAGAGAGUAGACAAAUUCCACAUCGACACUACAGACUUCAACCCAGAAGUACUCGAUCACGAGUGAAGGGUCACCUACAGUUGUAUGUAGCUUAUAUUGUUGAUGAUGGAGCUAGCAGCAGUGGAGCUUCUGGAGAACAAACUCCAGAGGAAGCAGCAUGGGAGGUGGUGAGCAUUGACAACAGUAGUGGUCACGAAGAAUCUCCAGCUCAGCCAGUUCUUGUGCCCAACGAUGGCCAGAGUCCAUUACCAGAUGGAUGGGAGGAGCGCCAGGAUGCCAAUGGCCGCACUUACUAUGUGAAUCACAAUGCCCGAACAACACAAUGGGACAGACCAACCAGCUCUCAAGCAAACAAUGAACAGGAGCGGUUUCAACGUAUGGAAUCUGCACAGAAUGAAUUUAGAAAUGAAUUUCGGAGGAGGUUCCACAUUUCAGUGGAUGACAAUGAAGUGUCCAGAGCAGGAGAUAAUUCUGCUAUCUUACAACGGGAAUCACUCAGUGACCGCGAACAGGAACAGGGGGAGGAGGAGAUGGAUGAUGAUGAUGAUGAGGAGGAGGAGGACCAGGAGGAAGAGGGGGAGGAAGAUGAGGAGAAUGGGGAAGAGGGACAAAGCCAGGAGGAAGAGGCACAGCCUCGCUUUGAUGAAGUGGUCUCCGAAGAGAUUCAGGAGUCACAAAACACGGGGGUGCAACAAUCAUCCUCUACAGCAACUUCCCCUGCAACCCCUACCACAAUCAUCAACAACUCUAGUGUCACCAAUAAUGCACCCAAGCCUCAAACCCCGACUCCUACUGGAGUAGAUGAGACUCUGCCUCGCGGCUGGACUAGUCAAGUGGCUCCAAAUGGUCGCGUCUUCUUUAUUGAUCACAUCAACAAACAAACAACAUGGAUAGAUCCCCGAUCAGGCAUGCCAAGUUCUCCUCCUAACCAACGUCACACAAACAACUGGAGACAUGAAGAUGAGCUGGGACCACUACCUGAAGGUUGGGAACAGAGAGUACACACUGAUGGCCGUAUAUUCUUCAUUGAUCAUAAGAACCGCACAACAACAUGGGAAGAUCCACGAUUGCUCAAUCCCGCCAUUGCAGGCAAAGCCAUACCAUAUUCUAGAGAUUACAAGCAGAAAUAUGAAUUCUUCAAAAAUAGACUACCCAAGCCAGCAAAUGUUCCCAACAAGUUUGAUAUCAAGGUGAAGCGAAACAAUAUCCUGGAGGAUUCCUUUGCCAUUAUUAGCCAGGUGUCUCGUGUGGAUCUGUUGAGAACCAAGCUGUGGAUCGAGUUUGAGGGAGAGGUUGGCUUGGAUUACGGAGGUGUUGCUCGAGAAUUCUUCUUCCUCUUAUCAAAGGAGAUGUUCAACCCCUACUAUGGCCUCUUUGAAUACUCUGCUACAGACAACUACACACUGCAGAUCAACCCAUAUUCUGGAAUGUGUAAUGAAGAACAUUUACGAUAUUUCAAAUUCAUUGGUCGUGUGGCUGGUAUGGCUGUUUACCACGGAAAGUUGCUUGAUGCCUUCUUCAUCCGGCCAUUUUAUAAGAUGAUGUUAUCCAAAUCCAUUGAACUUAAGGAUAUGGAAAGCGUUGACUCUGAAUAUUACAAUUCUCUCCUCUGGAUUCAGGAAAAUGACCCAGCAGACUUGGAUUUAACAUUCAGUGUUGAUGAAGAAUCUUUUGGAAGAACGUCUUCACAUAAUCUGAAAGAAAAUGGGGGAGACAUUCCAGUCACAAAUGAAAAUAAGAAUGAAUAUAUUGAAUUAGUAAUUAACUGGCGCUUCGUUCAUCGUAUCCAUAAUCAAAUGGAAGCCUUCCGGGAUGGUUUCAACGACGUGGUACCAGUGUCUCAUAUUAAGAUUUUUGAUGAGAAUGAGCUAGAGCUGCUUAUGUGUGGCAUUGUUUCAAUUGAUGUCAAGGAUUGGCGAGCCAAUACAGUCUACAAGGGAGAGUACCAUCCUAACCAUAUAGUAAUUCAGUGGUUCUGGCGGGUAGUUCUGUCUUUUACAAAUGAAAUGAGAGCUCGUCUGCUACAGUUUGUUACUGGUACUUCGCGUGUUCCCAUGAAUGGGUUUAAGGAACUGUAUGGCAGCAAUGGACCACAGCUGUUUACUAUAGAGAUGUGGGGAGAAACCAAAAACUAUCCUCGUUCUCAUACAUGCUUUAAUCGACUGGAUUUGCCUCCAUACCAGUCAUAUCAUGAACUUCGUGAGAAGCUUAUCAAGGCCAUUGAGGGCACAGUGGGCUUUGCAGGAGUAGAUUAAAUGCAUUUUGAGACUGCUUAAAUAAUGGUUAUUGAGAGAAUAAGCAAUUAGGAGAAUUAGAAGAAAGUGGAAGAACAUAAGGAAAAAUGUAAAUCUUUUGACAUGUAUGAAAUUCAGUGUUACAACAAAGGGAAUAGGUGAAUUUCCCAUGUAAAGCUUUUUUCUUCAACUAAAUUGAUUCCCUUCAACUCUAGGAUAAGAUCAGUGGAACAAUAAAUGAAUUAUUUAGCUUGAUGCAAGAACAUUUACAAGAAUGUCAUGAGAGGACAAUAAUUUUUCUGUUGGCAUACCCAGAAUUCUCAUUUCAGGUCUUGAUAAAAUCUUAACAUCUUCAAGAUUAAUCUACUUCUGUCUCUUGUUAUAUGGUAGUUAGGUAUUUUUCCUUGUUUAUUACAAGGUUAGUGAUCCAUAUUAUAGCAUCUUUCUGAGAAUUGAAUAUUAAUAAUGUACCUAUAUUAUAGCUUUUCAUUGACCUCUGAAUAUCAGUAAGUCAAUAUUUUAUAAACAUUGUUUGUUAUUAAGAUAAAGAACUUUACAUAUUGUGAUAUAAAUGUCAUAUUUAGAUGUUGGGAGCAUGGCUAUAUAAGCUUGUAUUUGUCCUACAGUAUAGUAUAGUUUUGUUCAAAUGUGUUGAUUUUUAUGUGAUUAGUUGUGCAUGUGUGAAUGUAUAUACACUUGGAUGUAUGCAUGCAUUGGUUGCAUGUGCAAUUUUGGGUGUAUGUAUGGGUACAAAUGUUUGUAUAUUAAUUUGCAUUUACAAUGUACAUGCAAGCAUGGGUGCAUGCCUAGUUGCAUCCAUUUGAGUGUGUAUGUGUACAUGUAGGUAUAUCUAUGUGUACACAUACCUUCAGUAUUUGGGUAUGUUUUAUAUGUGUGCAUAUGGAGUUGUGUUUAUAUACUGUAUGCUCAUGUGUACAUACAUCUCAUUAUUGGUGAAAUACACACAUGUUGCAAAUAUGAAAUGUAUGCAUAUAAAAUUCCAUGUGCACAUGGCAGGAGUCCUCUAUAUGCAAAGCUUUGUUAAAUUCUGUGAAUCCUCAAGUUAAUAUGAUUUUUUUUUAUAUACAGCAUUUUCAUUAUAGGAUUUGUAAUUAUCCAUUGAAAAGUGGAGAGCCAUGUUUGAAGCUUUACAAAUGAUCCUUAAAUAUACGGUAAAGAUGUAUGGUGUUAUACAGUAUUUGUGCUUUAUUAAGGUAGAAUUUUUGUUUUUGUUUUCCUUUCCAUUCCUGUUCUUAUUUUAAAUUGUAUAUAAUGACACAAUUUGCAUGUAUACAGUCAAAAGGAAAGCAUUACUGGCUGAGAGAUGUGGACUGAGAAUUCAUAUUAUUCAAAUCAUAAUUAUUUUGCUGUAUAUACUCGAGUGUAUGGCAGGUGGUCAUCUCUUGUUGAGGUCGAUCCCUGACUUUCCAUAAAUUCUUAAUUUUCAUGUCUUGUUGUAUAUGUUAACCCUACUUUUUGAGGGAGAUUUGAAGUACUAUACAGGGUACCAUAUGUUAAUAAAUUUAGAAUGCCUUUCCCAUGAAUAGGAUUUGCUUGUAGGUAUGUACACAUAUAACUGUACAAAACAUUAUACAGUACUUAAUAAUAAAAGAAGUCUAUCAGUCUAAUGUUUCUCUUAAUCAAACUUUAGCCUAACACACAGAUAUACAGAAAAUUUUAAAAUUAAGAGAGAACUUUGGAAACCAACUUCUUGAUAAUGGUUGAGUCAGUGUCUCUAGGUCUGAUGUGCCACGAAGCUUGCUCCAUUAAAAAAAUCUAGUCUUACUAUUCAAUUCUAACAAACUGUUGUGUGAUCAGCUUUAUUUGUAUAUAUCUAAGAAGGAAUAUUAUUACAAAUUUCUGUUUGCCCUUGAUGCACCCAAGCAGUAGGAAUUUAGUGUGUAGUUGGCACACAAUACAUGAAUUUCAGCCCUCUGAAGAAGUUUCAUGAAUAAAUUGAUUCAGUUCUUUUUCCUUUUAGUCUUAAACCCUUGGCCUAUAUUCGAGUAUAUACUGUUUUUUUUUUUUUUUUUUUUUUUUUUUUUUUUUUUUUUUUUUUUUUUAUGAUAGUUAUCAAAUGUAGUUGUAAUUAGUUUUCUCAUAGUUUGUGUGUUUCUUGUCAUAUUGUUAUGGUCAAAAUAAUCAAACAGUUAAAUAAUGACCAGACAAAUAGAUAUUCUUCUAAAUAGUGAAAAUUAUGCUUUAAAGAAUACUUAUAUAUAUAUUGUAAAAAAUAUGCAUCUUGACAUUACCAUGCCUUGUAUUAACAUAUCUGACAAUUUCUUCAUCUUCAGUCCUAAAAAAAAUAACAUCUCAAUUUGUCAGUAGGUGGAUAUGUUGAAGGAAAACUGACAACAGUUGUGCUUCCUGACAACAUAUCUUCCUUGCAUAUUGGCAGCUUCACAAUCCUUAUGUAUGAGAUUUUCUGCUAAGGCUAGUCCCACUUCCAAACCAUAGAAUUUUGAUAGAUUAGUUAAAAGAUUUCUUUUUUUGAAUAAAUCUCAAAAACUUCCUUAUAAAUGUGGAAUUUCAUUCUAACAAAUUAUUUCUCUUCUUUAUCCACUCAUUAGAAAGGAUCAAAAUCUUUGUUUUAUUUUUUUUUUUGUUAGGAAUAAAAACCAGUGUACCUAGAGAGAAAAAAGGUACGAAAAUACUUAGGGUAAUUUCAUCACUUGUAAUUGAUGGUUGGAGGGGAUCAAGCAGACAUUGUUGUUAUUGUACAGUAUACAUUAUAUCACUCAUCUUGUUUUCAACUUAUCUUUAUCUUUCUGGCACUGUUAAUGUUCUUUAAAUAAAUAUAUGAUAUACUUAAACUAUUUCCAAUAGUUGAACUUAUAAUUUUAUUAAAUUUUAUUUUUUAAACAUACCCUGAUGACUUGUUAAACUAAAGUUAUGAAAUUUAAGUACUGUAUAUGGAAUAGUCCAACACUUAAAUCAUUGUAACUAUUUAUCACAGCCUGUGGAAUUAAUUGAAACAUGAACUUAUUACAUGCUGUAUUGCAUUUAAUAUACUGUAUAAUUAAAAUUUCUCAACCAAUAACAAAGGAAACUUGUUUUACUCACUUCUUUAUUUGUAAUCCUCUCUUUUAAUCAACUGCUUAUUCUUUCUCUCACUAUUCCUCAAGCACGUGUGUAUGCACACUUACUCUCACCCUGUUCAUUACUUGUCCAAAAAUGCAUAAUUAGUUAUCACUAAACUUUUGCAUGCUUGUGCAUCUUCAUUAGUGUACAAAGUAGUUUAUCCAAAAUGAACAUAAAAUUUUCACAGUCAUUUUUGGUUGCUCUGCUGUGGAUGAUCAAAGGGAUACUCUAUGGCACUUGCUCCAGUGGUAUAUCACUGGGUCAUGGACUGACUUGAGAGGUUUUGAUGGUAUCUGUGUUGACUUUAGAAUACUUUUCUACAGGGAAAGUUUAAUACCUUGGUUUGCAAAAUCAGAUCAUUUGAUGUAUUUUGUCUGGAGGAAUAUCGUUUUCUUUCACUUGCUAUAUCCUCCCAAUUUUGUAUAUAUUAUUAGUGUGUUCAUACACAUUUAUGUAUAAAGGAUUUUAAUAGUUGUAAUAUUAGUUUGUAGUCGGGUGAUUUAAUGUUGGCACCUCGGAGUUGAUUGUGGCUGGUUGUAUCUAUCCAUAAUGUUUGCAGUGCUCUUGAGUAUAAAUAAGAAACAUUAAAGUUGGCCUUACUUUGUCAUUAAUGUUAUAUAUUAAUAUAACCCAUCUUGCAUUAGAAAAUACCGAUCAGAGGCUCAUUAUUUAAGUGGAUGCAUCAUAUGGAAUUUUAAGACAUAUACACAUGCACCUGAAGGGAACCUAUAGCUGUAAAAUUUAAGGUUGGUUAGUUUUUCCUCAGUCUAUACUAUGAAAAUAUUUAUUUUUCUUGUUCCAGCAGUUCAUUUUCUAUUAGAUAAUGUAGUUGUCUUUUUAAUGGGCAUUUAUUAAGAGGAUGCACUCAUGUCAGAUUUUAGUAUAAAGGUUGGCACUGAUCAAACACACUUCUUACUGUAGAUAAAAUGGAGAGAAGUUGUUUCCAUAGUUGUGAUGCUGAGGUUGAUGUAAGUUAUUACAUAAUACCUCUCAGAUAGUACAUUCCAAAUGAUUCUGUCCAUAUUUUAGCAGGGAAGUAAUUAACACUUCUUUUCUUUUAAUUUUAGCUUGAGAUUUAAUAACCAAAUAAAUUUAUUAAGAGCUAGUUUCUGAAACAGUUCACUUAGAUGGCCUUUGAUUUAUUUAUAUCACUAUAUUUUUGAUAACUUGUUCUCUAUGAGAACUUACCAUCCUUGUUGGGGUGGCUACAUGCAUAAUCUUUCCCAAACGUUUAAAAAAUUAUUUAAUUUCUUGAGGGAAAUCCUUGAAACAUUUUAUCAAAAUAUUGUAUAUGGCAAUUUAGUUACAAAUGUUAUGCAGCUGCCGUUUGCUUACAGCAAGGAAAAAAUGUGAGAGAAUAGUGAUUGCCCUCGACAAGUAAAUUAGAAAAGAAGCUUGAAGACAAAGUACACUGGAAAAGGAAAGGAAUAAGAAUGGGACAAAGGUAGGAGAAAGAGUAGACCACAAAGGAGCAUUACAGUGUAAAUAUAGCCAAAGAAAAGAACCAUUGGUGAAGGAAGGGGUAGCCCUUAUACUUACCUUACCACAGUGCUUCCUGGGAUUUUAUCAAAUUAUGUAGUUAAAUUAUGUGGAGUCAAAAUGGUCAGUUUUCCUCAAAAAUUAAUGGCCUCAUCAUUAUGCCAUGGCACUCCACAGCAACAAAUGCUCAUCAAAUGCUUUGAAUCAUAGUGCUGUACUUGAUUGCUGUAUAAUUCAUGUACAGUGUCACAUUUUGUUAUUUGUACCAUUGUACAUCCUGGAGAUGGUUUCAGUCUUAUUUUUUGUGAUGGUAUAGUAGUUAUCAAGUUUAUGCUACGAACUAAUUAAUGUUACUUUAAUGUGCAUUUUUAAUAGUUAAGAGCAAAAUUUAUUGCUGUGCAUACACUGACAUGAUUUCAUCUUCAAAAUGUGGUUAUUCAAGUUAUGAGAGUGGCCAUAAAUGUAUUGAAUCAUUUUCUUACCUUCUGUUAUGCAAUUAUCCCCUACUUAUCUAUAGUGAGAAAUACAAUACAGUGAGAUAUAUACACUGUUUUAUGUACUUUUUACAUAACUAGUUCUUGGAAAUUUUAUAAAACAUUAUUAAAUUAUUUCAGUAAAAAAAAUGACAAUUUAAAAUAGGCCACUAUGUCAGCCAGUCUGUUCAAGAGGCAUGUUAUUAUACAGCUGUGUUAGCUUUUAUUGUGCAGUGAGAGGAUUGAGUUGUAACGAAUUGUGUUAGCUUUAGUCUGUAUUAUGUACUGAAAUAGUGAACUAAUUAUUUGGAAGAUUUUUUUAUUAAAAAUAUGUAUGUAUGCUGGCAAAGAAAGCUCGAUUUUCAUAGGUUUAUUCAGUGAUGUUUAUUAUCAAAUUAAUGUUUUCCAAUUUUUAAGUUUAUAUUUAAUGUGAAUAAUAUUUUUAAUAUUUGGUCUUGGGAAAUCUGUAUGAUAAAUAUAAGAAGACUAUGCCUAAUACAUCAGUUUCAAUUCCUUGCCCAGUAACUGGAUAAUUAUGAGGAGGACAGAAAUGUCUGCCAUUCACUAAUAUUGGCCAGAAUGUUAAUAAAGUUGUUACUAAGCUAAAA
Messenger RNA from Cherax quadricarinatus, 8357 nucleotides. RefSeq names its product E3 ubiquitin-protein ligase Nedd4 (gene Nedd4). Gene Ontology annotation, biological process: protein polyubiquitination; ubiquitin-dependent protein catabolic process; regulation of dendrite morphogenesis. NCBI's taxonomy places the organism in Eukaryota, Metazoa, Arthropoda, Malacostraca, Decapoda, Parastacidae. The record is from RefSeq and is a predicted model, not a curated record. Gene Ontology annotation, molecular function: sodium channel inhibitor activity; protein binding; ubiquitin protein ligase activity. Gene Ontology annotation, cellular component: cytoplasm.